Messenger RNA from Elephantulus edwardii (Cape elephant shrew), 948 nucleotides. Its product is annotated as olfactory receptor 10V1-like. NCBI's taxonomy places the organism in Eukaryota, Metazoa, Chordata, Mammalia, Macroscelidea, Macroscelididae. The transcript has a single exon. Gene Ontology annotation, biological process: G protein-coupled receptor signaling pathway. Bases 1 to 948 code for a protein of 315 amino acids. Gene Ontology annotation, molecular function: G protein-coupled receptor activity; olfactory receptor activity. Gene Ontology annotation, cellular component: membrane. The record is from RefSeq and is a predicted model, not a curated record.
AUGGAGGAUGUCAAUCAAACUGGGAUGAUUUACUUCUCCUUUCAUCCCUUCUCCAAACUCCCUGCGGUGCAAAUGCUCAUUUUUCUGGCCUUCCUGAUCAUGUACCUGUUCAGCAUCACCGGUAACUUCUCCAUUGCUGUCACCAUAUGGAUCCACCAUCCACUCCACACCCCCAUGUACUUCUUCUUGGCCAACUUGGCAGUCCUAGAGAUCUUCUACUCCUCAACCAUCGCUCCUCUGACCUUGGCCAGUGUUCUGUCCCCUGAGAGGACUGUAAUCUCCCUUCCUGGGUGUGGUGUCCAGAUGUUUUUCUUUAUCUUCCUGGGAAGUUCUGAUUGCGUUCUGCUGGCCAUCAUGGCCUAUGACCGGUUUGUGGCCAUCUGUCACCCACUGCGGUACACUCUCAUCAUGAGCUGGCGGUUGUGCAUUCAACUAUCCCUGGGGUCUCUCGUGCUGGGCUUUACCUUGGCCGUGCAGUUGACUGUGCUCAUCUUCCAACUCCCCUUCUGCAGGAGUAGAGAAAUCAGCCUCUUCUACUGCGAUACCCUCUCGGUCAUGAGGGUAGCCUGUGCUGAUACCAGGGUUCCAGAGGCCACUCUGUUUGUGUUCAGUGUCACCGUCCUCACCAUUCCAUUCCUGCUCAUCAGUCUUUCCUAUGUCUUCAUCGUGGCUGCCAUCCUGAAGAUCAGCUCUGCAGAGGGGAGGCACAAGGCUUUCUCCACCUGCUCCUCCCACCUCACUGUGGUCCUCCUCCAGUAUGGAUGUGGAAGUCUCAUCUACUUGUGUCCCAGCUCCAGCUACUCUCCUGAGAGGGGCCAGGUGGUAUCUGUGGUUUAUACUUUCAUCACACCUGUGUUGAACCCCUUGAUCUACAGCAUGAGGAACAGAGAGCUUAAGGAUGCUCUUAAGAGAGCAAUGAUGAGGUUCUUGAUUCCACAAACACGAUGA